AAAAAAUUGAAAAAAUCGUCGCUCUCUCACUCACACUUUCCCUCCCCACACACAAACCCAAUAUCCACUCUCUCACACUCCCAUCUUUGUAGUCUCCGACCACGACCACCCACCAAAACGGGGGCGUUUUGACCCUAAUUCCGGUGAACCCACCACCCCAUGUCUUCUCUGCAAUGACCCGGACCGGACUCUCCCGGACUCGGUCCUCCGAGGAAGCCACAGCCGAGCCCACCACCAUGAGAGUUAUAGUGCCUCUACAAGGCGUGGUUCAAGGCAGAGGUGGCCUUGUUCUGGGUUCGGUGAUACCAUGCGCGCUCUUCUACUUUCUUCAGCUGUAUCUGAGACGACGAAACCGUUCGGCGCCGAUCCCUCCGCCAGCGCCGGAGGAUCAAUUACCGGAGGUGGCUGUGCUGUCGAGGUCCCUGUCUCGGACCCAUCUCUCGCCGAGGGGUUCGGGCGGACCAACGUACGUGUCGGGUCGGGCGAGCUUGGUGGCGAAAAGUGGAGACUCGCCGUGCGACGUCGGGUUGAGGAAGGUCUCAGAGGAUCCGUAUGACGAGUUGCGCAACCCCGAUGGCGUUAUUCAGCUUGGCUUAGCUGAAAACAAAUUAUCGUUGGACUUGGUUCGAGAUUGGAUGGUGGAGAAUGCGAGGGAUGCGAUAUUGGGUGGAGGAAGAAGUGGUGGGGAGCCGAGUAUCGGUGGGAUUGCAAGUUACCAGCCUUUUGACGGUUUGAUGGAGCUGAAAGUGGCAGUGGCAGGGUUCAUGUCUCAAGUCAUGGAUAAGUCAGUUUCCUUCAACUCCUCACAAAUUAUAUUAACCACCGGCGCAACCCCUGCAAUUGAAAUGCUUAGCUUCUGCCUAGCAGACACUGGAAAUGCAUUUCUUGUUCCCACACCAUAUUACCCUUGUUUUGACAGGGAUGUGAAAUGGCGAACUGGGGUGGAGAUAAUACCCGUUCCCUGCCGUAGUGCUGACAACUUCAGCUUAAGUAUAACGGCUCUUGAUCGAGCAUUCAACCAGGCCAAGAAACGCGGUAUAAAAGUUCGUGGGAUUAUUAUAUCAAACCCCUCAAAUCCAGUGGGCAAUCUGCUUGAUCGGGAAACGCUAUACAGCCUUCUAGACUUUGCCAGAGAGAAGAACAUACAUAUUGUCUCAAAUGAAAUAUUUGCAGGAUCAACUCAUGGAAAGGAAGAGUUUGUGAGCAUGGCGGAAAUCAUCAAUUCGGAAGAUUUAGACAGGAACAGGGUUCACAUAGUAUAUGGUCUAUCAAAAGACCUCUCUCUUCCAGGUUUUGGGGUGGGCAUAAUCUACUCCUUCAAUGAGAAUGUCCUGGCUGCUGCAAAAAAGUUGACUAGGUUCUCUUCUAUUUCGGCCCCAUCCCAGCGUUUACUUAUCUCUAUGCUUUCGGAUACAAAAUUUAUUCAACAGUUCAUUGGUAUCAACAGAGAGAGGCUUCGAGGAAUGCACAUAAAGUUUGUGGCCGGGUUAAAGCAAUUGGGAAUAGAGUGCAUAAAGAGCAACGGGGGCUUCUGCUGUUGGGUUGACAUGCGUGCGUUAAUCCGGUCUUACAGUGAGAAAGGGGAGCUUGAGCUCUGGGAUAAAUUGUUGAAAAUAGCUAAAGUAAAUGUAACUCCGGGAUCUUGUUGUCACUGUAUUGAACCUGGAUGGUUUCGGUUCUGUUUCACUACAUUGGCCCAAAAAGAUAUUCCUGUUGUUAUGGAACGAAUUCGGAAAAUUUCCGAAAUCUGUAAAUCUCAUAGUUGAAAUGUUGUUGCUUCA
This is a messenger RNA of Corylus avellana, 1781 nucleotides long. RefSeq names its product putative aminotransferase ACS12. Gene Ontology annotation, biological process: biosynthetic process; amino acid metabolic process. The record is from RefSeq and is a predicted model, not a curated record. Lineage: Eukaryota; Viridiplantae; Streptophyta; Magnoliopsida; Fagales; Betulaceae. Gene Ontology annotation, molecular function: aromatic-amino-acid:2-oxoglutarate transaminase activity; L-aspartate:2-oxoglutarate transaminase activity; pyridoxal phosphate binding.